CCGAAACUAAAUUCAUUCAAAGGAAGAAAUAGAACUCGUCUUAUAUCAGGAUUUGAUGAGCCUGGAUAUAUUUGUUUUGGUUGUGGCGGUGGUUGUUGUUGUGAUUACGUGCGCUGUAUGGUUUAGCAUAAUGACGUCAAAUACAAUAACUGUCUGCGAAGCAUGUGAAUUCAGAGGUGUCAAAGAAGAAGCACUGGUUUGGUGUCAUGAUUGUGAAGAAGCUUUUUGUUCAAAGUGUGCAGAGCACCAUGGGAGCGCUAGAAAAACACGAGAACAUAUGGCCAUUCCAAUGGUCAAUUACAAACAAUUACCUCCUAUCAUCAGACAAUUUAGCUCUAACUGCGAACAGCAUAACGCACCAUUUCAGAAUUACUGCAUUACCCAUGAGCAAUUAUGUUGCAGAAAGUGUAUUGAUCCUUUACACAGUCGCUGUACAAGUUUGCCAGCUAUAGAUGAUUUCCUAAAAAAUACAAAAAGAUCAUUUUUGACUGAGCAAUUGUCAGAGGGUUUCAAAGAUAUUCAUUCCUUCUGUGAAUAUAUGGUCAAAGAAAAGACACAGAACUUAAGACAGCUACAUUUGGAAAGCAAUCAAAUUGAAAACAGAAUUAAACAGAUACGAAAACAGUUAAACGACCAGUUAGAUACUCUAGAAGCAAAACGAAAAACAGCCUUUUCAACCCAUAAAACAGAUAUCAAUAAAGUCAUCGAACAACUCGCUAAACACCAACAAUGUGCGAAAGAAUUUAAUGACAGUUUACCUUUUAUGACCGAAAAUGCUUCCAAUAUGCAGGUGUUUUUAGCGUCGAAAAAGUUUGAACAGGACUUGCAGAAAGCAGAGGAAUCUGUCACUUCUCUACAAACACGAGGCGCUUUGAAUAAUAUUGCUUUUUGUUUAGAUGAUAUUAUGGUUAAGAAGAUAGAUAAGAGUGAUAUUAAACUAGGUUCUUUCUCUGUAAAAACUUUACCCGCAAGCAAAACGUAUGUUAAACGAAAGGCUAAGGAAAUACAAAUGUUCAUGGUUACACAAAAACCUACAAUUAACAGUGCCAAACUUACUUUACAACGAAAACUAUCAUUACCAGAAGGCAUGAGCGUGACGGGGUGUUUAUUACUACCUGGAGGUGAUAUUAUUAUCACAGGUGAUUUUUAUGUUGUAUUUCUAAAUCCUAACGGAAGUGUGAAUAUAAAAAUGCAGCUAAGAAUGGCGUACGAUGUCACUUGUAUAGAUGAUAAUAGGCUUGCAGUCACUGAUGAUGCCGAAAUAACAUUCAUUAAUAGGGAACGAAAAGAAGUUAUUAAACGCGUACGAGCUGAAGGCUAUGGGUUUGGUAUUUCACAUUCUAAUGGAUCGAUUAUCUACACAACCGAUAAAUCUAAAGUCAAGAAAAUGGAUUUGCGCACAGAGAGAAUUACCACGCUAAAUGUAGGAGACCCAAUUUACCAGUCUUAUGUUGUAGGCACGGAAAAUAAGAUUUUUUAUUCCAACUGGCAGGAACACACUGUUAUCUGUUACGAUAUCAAUGGUUCUGCUCUUUGGAAAUUCAAGGACGAAACUGUUUUGCGAAAUCCAAGCGGAAUAUCAGUCGACAACAAUUGUAAUGUUUUCGUGGCCGGGCUGAAAUCCAACAACAUCGUUGUAUUGUCACCUAAUGGAAAGCUGUUCAAACAGAAAUCAUUGAAUGAAGAUGGUAUCAGCAACCCAAGGGCGAUAAGUCUUGAUAAAGAAAAUAAAUUGUUAUUAGUAUGCUCAGAGAGAUCAUGCAGUGCUAUUUAUAAAAUUGAAUAAAUAAUAAAUAUUACAAUGCAGGAUUACUUAACAUUGUAGAAUUGUUGAAGCUCUUUUCUUUUUUUGCUACUCUAUUAAAUUUAUCUGCGCAG
Mytilus trossulus (common blue mussel) is the source of this 1878-nucleotide messenger RNA. RefSeq lists its product as uncharacterized. Gene Ontology annotation, molecular function: zinc ion binding. Lineage: Eukaryota; Metazoa; Mollusca; Bivalvia; Mytilida; Mytilidae. The record is from RefSeq and is a predicted model, not a curated record. The coding region runs from base 56 to 1786 and encodes 576 amino acids. The transcript is spliced from 3 exons.